Molecule: messenger RNA, 1119 nt
Organism: Lepus europaeus (European hare)
Lineage: Eukaryota; Metazoa; Chordata; Mammalia; Lagomorpha; Leporidae
Gene: RXFP4
Product: relaxin family peptide/INSL5 receptor 4
Exons: 1
Coding region: 1-1119 (372 amino acids)
Biological process (GO): G protein-coupled receptor signaling pathway; immune response
Cellular component (GO): membrane
Molecular function (GO): G protein-coupled receptor activity
Source: RefSeq, a predicted model, not a curated record
AUGCCCACGCCCAACACCUCUGGCCCUGUGCCCAUGUUCUUCUGGGCCAACGUCUCCGGAGGCAGCGUGCUGAGUGCUCCUGACACCGCAAUGCCGGUUGAAUUCCUCGUCCUGAGGGUCGUGGUCGCUCUGGCCUAUGGGCUUGUGGGGGCCGUUGGCUUGCUGGGAAACCUGGCCGCACUGUGGGUCCUGGGCAACCGUGCUCAGCGAGCCCCCGGCCCGCCUUCCGACACCUUCGUUUUCAACUUGGCUCUGGCAGACCUGGGGCUGGCACUCACCCUCCCCUUCUGGGCGGCCGAGUCGGCACUGGACUUCCACUGGCCCUUUGGAGGCGCCCUCUGCAAGAUAGUGCUGACAGCCACCGUCCUCAAUGUCUACGCCAGCAUCUUCCUCAUCACAGCACUCAGUGUGGCCCGCUACUGGGUGGUGGCCAUGGCUACGGGGCCGGGCGCCCAUUUCUCGCUCUUCUGGGCCCGAAUGGCCACCUCGGCGGUGUGGGUGGCGGCUGCCCUGGUGACGGUGCCCACGGUCGUCUUUGGGGCUGAGGGCGAGGUGUGGGGCGUGCGCCUCUGCCUGCUACGCUUUCCCAGCAGGUACUGGCUGGGAGCCUACCAGCUGCAGAGGGUGGUGCUGGCCUUCAUGGUGCCCUUGGGCGUCAUCACCACCAGCUACCUGCUGCUGCUGGCCUUCCUACGGCGGCGACGGCGGCAGGACAGCACAGGGGUGGCCCGCUCUGUCCGCAUCCUGGUGGCCUCCUUCUUCCUCUGCUGGUUCCCCAACCAUGUGGUCACUCUCUGGGGUGUCCUGGUGAAGUUUGACCUGGUGCCCUGGGACAGCACCUUCCACACCAUCCACACCUACGUCUUCCCUGUCACCUCCUGCCUGGCCCACAGCAACAGCUGCCUCAACCCUGUGCUCUACUGCCUCCUGAGGCCGGAGCCCCGGCGGGCUCUGGGUGGCGCCUUCAGGGAUCUACGGUCCAGGCUGUGGCCCCGAGGCCGGGGCUGGGUGGAGCAGGUGGCCCUAAAGAAGGUAGGCAGGCAGUGGGUGUCGAGCACCCCGCCCGAGAGCGGUCCUUCGGCCACGCUCACCGCCCUGGACAGAGGGACGCCCGGGUGA